Messenger RNA from Sorex fumeus (smoky shrew), 628 nucleotides. RefSeq names its product thiosulfate sulfurtransferase like domain containing 3 (gene TSTD3). The record is from RefSeq and is a predicted model, not a curated record. Gene Ontology annotation, molecular function: thiosulfate-cyanide sulfurtransferase activity. Gene Ontology annotation, cellular component: mitochondrion. NCBI's taxonomy places the organism in Eukaryota, Metazoa, Chordata, Mammalia, Eulipotyphla, Soricidae. The transcript is spliced from 4 exons. Bases 57 to 539 code for a protein of 160 amino acids.
GCAGGGGCGGAGCCGCCGCGGGAGGAAGUCCGAAGCCCCGCGGGCGCGCGCAGGCGAUGGUGCCGCUCCGGCGACUGCUCGAAGGCGCGCGCCGGCUGGUCCGCAGGUCGGCGGUGGAGGCUGCGCCCUGGGGGGUGAAGUCAGUCAAGGGAAGCUGCCAUAAUUUUUGUACUGCUUCAUCUAAAGAUAUCACUUACAAGGAACUUAAAAACCUGUUGAAUUCCAAAAAAAUUAUCUUAAUUGAUGUUAGAGGAGCACAGGAAAUUCUUGAGCAUGGAAAAAUUCCUGGAUCUGUCAACAUACCAUUGGCUGAAGUAGAUGAAGCUCUACAGAUGGACCCAGAAGACUUCAAAGACAAGUACAAGGAAGCAAAGCCACUUAAAUCUGAUAGAGUGGUGUUUUCUUGUUUGGCCGGAUUGAGAAGCAAGAAGGCUUUGGGUACAGCCAUAUCUCUGGGAUUUGACAGUGCUCAACACUAUCCCGGAGGAUGGAAGGAAUGGAAGGAAUAUGAAUUUCCAGAUAGGAAACAAGGAAAAUGACUUGGAAUACAAGCUGGCUCUUCUCUUGUAUACAUGCAGCCUAAGAUAAUGGAAUGCACAAAAAUAAAUAAAUAAAAAUCUAGUCCUGA